AGUGACGGCGCUCAGUCGAACUGAGUUCGCCACAUUUAUUAAAUGGUUAAGUAGUCAUAUGGAUGAUAACGAGAACAAGGAGGCUAGAAAGUGGUAAACUCCUUUUUUACGUGACUUCCUUGACUUCGUAAUCGUACAUAUUUAGGAUGGUGGUCCAGGAAGAGACUUCUGUAUUAACUAGUGAGCAUCAAGACGAUCAGGAUACUGAGAUUUCGAAGGAGCAGAAACAGUACUCGCUGGAGAUUCUCAAGAUAAUUAAAGAUGCACAACAACAGCAUGGCUUACGUCACAAUGAUUACCAGCGUUAUCGAGGAUACUGUUCUAGGCGAUUAAGACGUCUGCGAAAAGUUCUUAAGGUUCCUCAAGGGGACAGGAGACAUUUCAAACGUCGCGAUGUCACAAGCGCGAUGGUUAAUGAUGAUAAAUUUCUGCAAGUUCCAUUGACGAUGGCUGAGCGUGCUUGGAGUUAUGCCAUGCAGCUUCGGCAGGAAUCUAAUACCGAACCUAGGAAGAAGUUUCAUCUUGUUUCGCGUUUAAGAAAAGCAGCUACGUAUUCUUUACAGUUGCAAGAGCUAAUUGAGAGUAUCAAUUGUGAUGCUCGUACAAAAUUGGAGGCACAAGCAUAUGUAGCUUGGAUACAUGGAUCACUGCACUUUGAGCUACAGCUAUGGAAACCUGCUAUGGAGAAUCUAAAAAAGGCUCAAGUAGUUUAUGAAAAGCUAGCAUCAGCCUUACCUGAUGUGGAGCAGCUUAUUUAUAAGGCUCGAGUGGAAGAGCUUGCUCCAAGCUUACGUUACUGUGCCUAUAAUAUUGGAGAUACCUCAGCCAUUGAUGAUCUAAUGCAAAUGCGUGGCCAACUUAGUGGAGAGCUCCUGGCAAACUUGGACUCUUUGAUGGCACAGACACGAGAAAAACAAGCUAACACAGAAGAGGUUGUAUGGCGUGGAAAGUCUUGCGGUGCUGUGCCAUCCCGUGCGGCCGGAUUGCUGAUUGCUGAUUCUCGCCUAAACCAGACCCUGUCCAAGGCAACCAGUAACCAGGCUAAAAUUGAUUUAUUGGAAGCGCACUUGAUCGAUUGUAAGGACGCAAUAGCUGCCGUUCGCGAAUUCUUUAAGAACGAGCAGAAAACCCGAGACACGGAUAAGAACAGCCCGUCACAGCAUCUGGUGUCCUAUUUACAGUAUAUCAGACUGUCCAGGACUUUGGAGCGCAACUUGGCUCUUGUUAAAGUAGCACAGGAAUCGGAAAAGGCCAAGCCCCAGGAUAUCGUACGUCUGUACGAGGCAGCAUUGCAUAAUCUAGUAGAGAUGUCCCAGUUGCAGGAUGACGAGGAAUAUCUCCAGGAACAGGACGUGAAGACUAAAGGCUAUCGUGCCUUUAGGUGCUUCUACAUGGCACAAUCUCUGGUGAAUCUACAUCGAUGGCGCGAGGCCAUGGCUCUGUAUCAGAGGUCAUCGCAGCAUGCCAAAGAUGCUCUGAAACAUGAGUCCAUUCUGCCUGGUGACUUGAAAACCGCACUGCGAGAAUUGGAAGUCUCCAUUGAGGGUGCGCAAUAUGCAGCCCAUGCUCAUAGUGUUCUGGAGGAGGGUCAGGAAGAGGAGCCUGGAACUAACAAGCAGACUAAGAGCAAGAAGCCUUUGUGUGAAAGAUUACAUGAGUAUAGAGAGGAUUCAUCAUUGUUGACUAAACAGCCAAAUGUUUAUAAGUUACCACCUCCGAUGCAGAGUAUUCCUUGCAAGCCACUAUUCUUCGAUUUGGCAUUCAAUAUGGUGGAGUUUCCAGAUCUUUCCAAUAAAGUUGGGGAUCAAGGGAAAAAAGGAGGCCAGGCUGGUCUUACUGGAUUCGUCAAAGGACUCUGGGGAUGGGGCAAUAAAUAAAAUAUGGUGCCUCGUUAACACGGAUUUAAAAAGUCGCAAUUUUUGGACGGGUUGCUGAGGCAGCAAUAACAGGACUCCUGAUACGCUAUAUAAUUUCAUUUUAUUGGUAUAUGGUCUUCAAUACUCGUACAGGAUGCUUCAUUAACUCGACAGAAAUUGCGUUAUUAUUUGUAUUAAUGGUAUGCCGUCAAAUAAAGAUGAUUUUAAACAAUUA
Messenger RNA from Cephus cinctus (wheat stem sawfly), 2091 nucleotides. RefSeq names its product signal recognition particle subunit SRP68 (gene Srp68). Gene Ontology annotation, molecular function: signal recognition particle binding; endoplasmic reticulum signal sequence receptor activity; 7S RNA binding. Gene Ontology annotation, cellular component: signal recognition particle, endoplasmic reticulum targeting. Gene Ontology annotation, biological process: SRP-dependent cotranslational protein targeting to membrane. NCBI's taxonomy places the organism in Eukaryota, Metazoa, Arthropoda, Insecta, Hymenoptera, Cephidae. The transcript is spliced from 3 exons. The record is from RefSeq and is a predicted model, not a curated record. The coding region runs from base 147 to 1877 and encodes 576 amino acids.